Molecule: messenger RNA, 1633 nt
Organism: Rubroshorea leprosula
Lineage: Eukaryota; Viridiplantae; Streptophyta; Magnoliopsida; Malvales; Dipterocarpaceae
Source: the annotation of a GenBank genome assembly
AAAAAUGAUACAUGAUCACCUGCUCCUUCUCUCAUUAAAUCUUUUGUUAUUUUCUUUUUGGGGCAAACGAAAAAUGUUUUAUGCAUGGUUAAGCAUUUUAUACAGAAUAACACAGGAGUAGCUGCAUCAAUGAUUGUGCCUGAGGUACUUAAAGAAGAUAAUUAUGAAAGGUGGUGCAUUUUCAUGCAACAUUAUUUAGUGGCUCAAGACCUUUGGGAUGUGGUUCUAUCAAAUGAGAUGCUUCAUGGAGAAGACUCAAGGGAAUCGAUUAAAAGGAAUGCCUUAGCUUUGCAUACAAUUAAGAUUUCAUGUGGAGCAAAAAAGUUUGAUGCGAUUAAGGAGAUGAAUUCAGCAAAAGAUGCUUGGAAUGCAUUGGCUGACUUGUAUAAACAACCAAAUGGAGAAGGGAACAAAGAUACAGGAAUCAAGACUGAUGAAAGGAAACAAGCCUGUAUCUUUGUACAGAGUAAUGCAGGGGUAGCUGCAUGCAUGAUUGUGCCUGAGGUUCUUAAAGAAGAUAAUUAUGAAAAGUGGCGCAUUUUCAUGGAACAUUAUUUAGUGGCUCAAGACCUUUGGGAUGUGGUUCUAUCAAGCAAGAUGCCUAAUCAUGGAGAAGACUCAGGGAAGUGGAUUAAAAGGAAUGCCUCAGCCUUGCAUGCAAUUAAGAUUUCAUGUGGAACAGAACAAUUUGAUCGGAUUAAGAAGCUAAAUUCAGCCAAAGAUGUGUGGAAUGCAUUGGCUGAUUUGCAUAAACGGCCAAAUGAUACAGUCUUUGCAGGAAUCAGGACCAUUGAAAGGAAACAAGCUGUGACAUUGCUCAAGGAUAUAAGAAAGGGGAAUUCUGCUGCUGUAAAAGAACUCUUUGAAACCCAUUCUCAGUAUUCUGCAGCAUUAAUAGAAAACGGUUCCACUGCUCUUCACGUUGCAAUUACUGCCGGCAAGAUAGAGUUGGCUAAGGAACUGAUUUCAGUGAUGUCAGAAGAACAGUUGGAAACAAAAGAUAAGAGCGGUAAGACGGCUCUUUCCUUGGCUGCUUGUAAGGGAAGUACAGAGAUAGUAGAAUGUUUGGUUGCAAAGAACAAAAAAUUGCUUGAAAUGCCAGAUUGCGAGAAGAAGAUCCCACUCGUAUUGGCAUGUGCGACACACCAUAAGUGUUUGACUCUUUAUCUUUAUUCAGUGACACCUAUUGAAAUUCUAGAUCCAGUAAAUGGGGACCAUCUAUUCUUCCUUCUGAGAGAGUGUUUAAGGAACCAUAUGUUUGAUAUUGGACUGAAUCUUCUGAGCCGAUUUCCAGAUUUGAUAUUUCACAAAAGCUCUUUGGAACCAACCCCUAUUAUUUCAGAGCUGGUCCAAAUGCUAUCACCAUUGUUUGCUGGGAUUUGGUACAAGCCUCUUCCAUUUUGGGAAUGGCCAUUUGGUGGGUCUAAUGUUCAAAUCUCAUAAAAAUUAAUUAAGGACCAAUUUCUUUGCGGAUAUAUAUAUACACACACACUCACACUAAAGAAACUUAUUCCAUUAUGAUAAAUUAUGCUUCACAACAUAACUGGUCAGACUGCUUUCAUUUAGCUGCCAAUUUUGUAGUGUUCACUUUUUAUAUAUAUAUAUAUUUAGAAAAUACAGUAAGUUUAGUUAG